CAGCAGUGCGUCUACCGUUGCAAAAUAAGUGAUGAAGAAGAAGAAACUAAACUUUUACCGGAACAGCGCGCACGUCAAGUUGGUAGUUAAAACAGGCUGUGUGUGUGCUGCAGUUUGUGCAGAGCUGCCCACAGAGAGAUGCAGAGUGCCGCAAGCAGCGCGGACAAGGCUCAUCCUCUGUUUGGAGGAGGACUGUCAGCUGUCAUCCCUCACAGCUCUACAGACGUCAGUGAGCUGAGGGAGAUCCCGGAUAACCAGGAGGUGUUCGCCCAUGCACACACCGACCAGAGCCUGAUCGUGGAGCUAGUGGAGUACCAGGAUCAGGUGGCAGACCAGGAUGCUGCCAGGUACCACUUUGAAGACAUCGCAGGCAGUAACAAAGCUUUAGAGCCAGGUGCUUUUGAAGUGACUAGUGUUGUACCCCUACCAAAGUCUGAGCUGUCCCUGUCAGAGUGCAGCUCCGCCUGGAUGCUCACCGGCACACAGUGCGUAUCCAAGUUCAACGAGGAGGCCAGGAAUACAGUGACCCUUCACCUCGGUUUGUUCCGUCUGCCACAGUUCUCCACAGACGUCCUGAUAACCUUCAAUGACCCGCAGAGUAUCAGCCCUGACAGCAGCAGUGCCGCUGCAGUGGGGACGCACAAGGAGCCGUGGACGGUGCAGGACUUCCAGCGCCUGUUACAGUCUUUGACUCUGCACAACCCAGGACUGUUUGGGUAGGGCAACUGCUGCUUUCUCAGUGUGGGACUUCGCCUGAUUAUAUUUAGUCUUUCUCUAUAACACAGGCACAUUAAAACAUACUAGAUCUGUGUUUUGCUCCACGAGAAAUGUUUUGGGGACCCAAACGUUUUAGAGGGACAAAUAGGAAUACAUGUUCUGUUUUGCCUUUUGAUGUUGACAUUGUUCUGGCAACUAAAAAUGAACUGAAAACCAAAUAUUAAUGCUGUGAACACAGCCUUUGUCAUAAUAAAAAGAUUUGGAUGAAAAAUCUUG
This is a messenger RNA of Thunnus maccoyii (southern bluefin tuna), 993 nucleotides long. It is a transcript of the gene rangrf, whose product is annotated as RAN guanine nucleotide release factor. NCBI's taxonomy places the organism in Eukaryota, Metazoa, Chordata, Actinopteri, Scombriformes, Scombridae. The record is from RefSeq and is a predicted model, not a curated record. Gene Ontology annotation, cellular component: nucleus. Gene Ontology annotation, molecular function: small GTPase binding; sodium channel regulator activity; transmembrane transporter binding. The coding region runs from base 139 to 720 and encodes 193 amino acids. Gene Ontology annotation, biological process: regulation of membrane depolarization; heart contraction; protein import into nucleus. The transcript has 2 exons.